GCCGGACCCCCUUUCAGAAACGAGGAUCGGGGGGGCGGCGUCUAAGGAACGCCAGACCCCUUUCCAGAAACGAGGGUCGACUCCACAUGCGAAGCGCUUCUGUUUGUUCCUCAUUUGUUCUUUGCUUGUGCGUUUCCUUUGUUUGUGCCCUCUAGGUCAACCUGCUGCUUCGUCCUCUCGGGCAUAUGGCAGGUCAAAAAUCUACAACAACAAACCAUGGGCUCUGGAUUGGGUUGGUGGUCUGCAUAGGCUUGGGUGUGGGGCCGUCGUCUUCUUGAGCGACGACAAUGGUGUGUGGGGGUGUUGAGAAAUCUGAGAGCGCCAUGAAUACCUACGACGGGAGGACCUUCAGGACCUUCUUUCUUACGUCAGUUUUCGACAAGGAUGGGAAAAAUUGGGUGAAGGAAGACAAGAAGGUCGGCCUUGACUUGCGGCUCUUUCAAGGCUACGACGUCAAGGCUUUCUCCAUGAAAGCGUUAGACGUGCGCGGGGACGGCACCGAGCUUCGCAUGCUGACUGCGGAACAGUUCCUCAGUAGAACGAACGACUACCGUGUCACUGGCUGCCUUCCUGUCGUUGAAAGUUCCUUGGAGCUCACCAAACCCUUGGUGAAAUUCAGCAGCCCAGCGGACCAACUGCCAGGCAUUGUUAAGGAGUACAGGGAAGCCUUCUCGAGGCUGCCUCUAGACCAGCAAGCCGACUGCGCUUUCGUGCCCUUUGUCACGAGCUCGAGGAAAUCGCGACAGACGCCAUCCGCGUCGGUUGGGAAGAGGAAACAGUUGGCUGCUUGUCUAGCUCCGCCUUUGCCAGCCGAGUCGCCCUCGCCCUUGUACACGGUGAGGGGAGGUCACGAUAUCGCUCAAUGUUCCAGUGAGGCUACGGAGUACGAUGACAGAAAUUUGUACGGACGCAAUGCUGCGCGUGACAGUGCCCAGGAAGGUGCGACUGCCCUCACUGAGCGAAACGAGGAGGAAGAAGAUGGGGGAAGCUGCGGUCCACGUGAAGACGACGGUGAUGACGAGUAUAUGGACGUUGGGGAUGAGAACAUGCAGGACCAAAACAUGCUUGCCGAUGACGACGUCGGUGUCACGUCGGAGCAUCGCCCUGGCGACAUCCCCACCGGUUCUGUGGGAGCGGUUGUCGGUCGGCCCUUGUCGUCCCCUGUGAUAUGGCAUUCGCAAGGCGGGAGUCAGGGUGGGCACGACUCGCAGGAGCACGGAGGAUCAAAGUCGAGGAAAAGGACAAGAGAAACUUCUCCUUCUUCUUCCGCUCACAAGAGACAAGCGAGGACUGACGCUAUUAAUAAGGCUCGUGGAGCUCUGGUGGCAUCCCAGGAGGCGAGACCUCCUCGGAAGACCAGUCAGGGGGGAAGAUCUGGCGGUCGUGGCGGCGGCCGUGGUGGCGCAAGAAAAGGUAAGCAGAUAGUGAGGGCUGAAGAACUGCGGGACUCAGGGGAUGAGGGCGAGGGAGUGGGCCCUCGCAUGCCCGACGAUGAUGAUGAACCGCUUCAGCACGCUGCGCCCAUCGACACGACGCGGUGUUUCUUCCUCGAGUAUGACGAGCGGGGCUCCACCGUGUCGUUGAAGGAUCUUUGUCCUUCCUACUUCAAAAAUUUUGGGGAUUUGACGUGCCGCGAGAGGGAAGUUGCACUGCUCCUCCUCUUGAAAGGGAAGGUGGUCGCGACGAACGUCAAGGUCAUGCCUCCGAGAGUGAAUACGGAGUGCCUCCUCGACAUCAUGCGCAAGGAACGAUACAUGGUCCUUAUGUUCAACUACGUUGUUUUUCGCGCCGAGGGAAGGGCGGACGAUGAGUGGAAUAAUGUCUUUUUCAUGUCAUACAAGGACCUCGAAGACAGGUAUGGGCCUAACGGUCUCUGUGCAGCUGAAUGGGAUAAGGAACGGGACAAGCUGCAUGUCAACAAAGUGAAGACGGUCCCUCGACGGCUUGGAGGGGUGGAGGAGGCAGGGCAAGGAUCAGGCUUGGGCCCUACGGCGACAAUGUAUAAGGAGGCUCCGUUCCACUUUAAGGUGCAAAGUGAUGUUCUGCGUUGCUUAUUCCAGUGGGAGGACAUCGAACUCAUCCUCGCGACCUGGAAACGGGUGGACUGGCCAUCGAAUGACAUCACGAGGUAUGGCAAUAUCGCUACGGCGAGUCGAGACAUGAUGGCCAUUGUCCUGCACGUGGAGGGAGGGGAUCUGAGAAAGGUCACGGUCGCACCCCGCCUUGUCAAUGACCUCACAAACGUGCAUGUUGUGGAGUACAAGUUCGGGAAGCGUCUGGGGAAACACGGUGGCAUAGAGGGCGAUGAAAGUGUGGUGUAUUCCAUCUGGGAGCGAGAGCCUGGCAAGUUGCGUUCGUUGUGUGGGUCAUUCGUCGGGGAGGCGGAAGCUCACGAAGACGGAACUGUCCAUUCGCACGGAGGGUCCAUCCCGGUGGCCGCCCCAAGCGUCGCCUUAAUGGUGGCCCCGUCCGAGAGUGUUGCAUUGCAAGACAUUGGAAGAUGCGGUGGCAAUGAAGAAGACGACAUUGAGAUACCAGGCGAGGCGUCGACGCUCGCACCAGGCGAUGCAAUUCCUUCAGGCUACUGUGCUGACCCAGACACAAUAUAUUUAUUGGAGGGCAAACACACCCACACAGGCGAGGAUGAGUGGGGCCAUGACAUCAUAUGGCAUGAGGGCGUUUUACAGCCGUGCAUCCAAGAUGGGGAGUGGAAGAUGGCGGUGAAAUACACAAGCGGUUGGAAGACUUUUCGUUGGAUGUCAAAGAACAUCUGGUUGAAAACGACGGAACUCGCGAUCUUGCAUCGCGUGCGCGUCGAGAAUCCAGAGCAGAGCGAGGCCGCCAUCAAAAACAAGGCCGAAGAAUUAUUUCAUGUCUUGCGCGACAAUCGGCAACUGGAGUACAGCAACAAAUUUUAUGCCCUGCGCUCGAGUCCUUCGCGCGGGUCAAUCAACUGGAAGGUUGAUCAAACCGCCAGAACCUUGGAGGGGAGCUGCUCUCAUGAUUUCAUGCCUUCGGCUGAGCCGGCCUCUGUGGCCGCGCAAGCAGGGCACAGGGGAGAUGACGGGACUACUGUUGUCGGGCCUCAAGAGGUUGACAUCACGUCUAAGCCGCAAAUAUCGAAAAAAUCCAUCUCGGUCACCGCGACACAAUCGUCGUCACCCAUCGAUGUGUCAACGACGUUGCCGCCGGAUGCAGGUGCCACGUACGGGAGUUUAUUGAUAACAAAUGCUGCAAUGCAUCAGAUCCGAGAUCGAGUCAGAGUCUGAUGUUGGGCCGAGCGUGGCGGAGAGUCAGUUGCAACCGUCUUUAUGCACUGGCAAAGGUGAUGCACAAUCACCGCUGACACCACAGGGAGGGGCCGGUGGGGAUGGCGGGAAGGGAGGGGAUGUGGAGGGAAUGCACCGUUCUCGUAACCUCAACACCUUAACCGUGGAUAUUGAUUAAAAGGGUGAGGGUGGGUGAGGCGGGAGGGGUGCAAUUGGAGGGGGAGAAUCCAGUGAUAUGAUUACAACUUCACCUGUGCCUUGUUGAAUGAAAUUGUGUAAUUGACUUGGUUCGUUGUUUUGUUUAAAACAAAAUUCGUAUUAGUCU
Messenger RNA from Chara braunii, 3594 nucleotides. The record is from the annotation of a GenBank genome assembly. Lineage: Eukaryota; Viridiplantae; Streptophyta; Charophyceae; Charales; Characeae.